GAAAAAGUCGAAAAAAAUCGCUGUGUGAACUGUGAAGGACUGCAGGUGGAGGGAAACAACGUUCCGGUAAGGUGCCAUCUCACCCGCUGCCAAAGCUCUGCUCUCCGCAAGGCUGGCCGAUCGCGCUGGACGGAAUGAGGCCUGACCAAUGUCACCGUGGGAAAAACGGUUGGAAGCCCACAGCCCGACGCUAGCUUUAUCUGGCAGCUUGGUCGCGCUUAGCCGGAUUCGGAUACCGUGUCUAGUCUACAGUUUCUCACCUCCAAAACACGGUACAUCACCACUCAGGAAAAGUCCAGAUCCACGCACUUGGUCUAUCGAUUAAUGAUGAUGACUACUGUCUGAUGCAGACCGAACAUUUCAUCGAAGAAUUACCUACCUUAACAUUCAAAAUUCAGUCUAUUCUCUCGUGUCUUUCGCCAAUCAGAUGGCUCUUUGUCUGAACUUCUGCCUUGAUCAAUUUGACGCCUUCCUUUGAUCAACUUAACCGCCACAAUGAAGUUUGCGACAAGUCUAUAUCGAUCUGUCCGUCCAACAUUUGGAAGCCCUUUGAUCCGACCCCUGCAGCCUGUUCGCCAGGCUCGCUUCCAGGCAUUUGAAGCAGAUUUUGAUCCUGAAGAGCUAGAAAAGGCAAGAUCAUGGCAUAAGUCCUUUAAUGGCAGUCAACUCCCCAAGGGGCAAACAACCUAUGCUCGCUCCAGCGGUCCGGGCGGUCAGCAUGUCAACAAAACGGAGAGCAAAGCAGUCACUGUUUGGCCUAUCAAGGACAUCUUACCAGUCUUGCCCAAAUUGUUACACCAAGGCAUCAGGGCAUCAAAAUACUACACAGCUAGAUCUGACUCCCUGACAUUCCAAGCUCAGACGCACCGCCAGAGAGAUGCCAACUCGGAGGAAAACCAGCAAAAGCUUAUCGACGAGAUCAAGAGGAUAUAUCAAGAGACAGUCCCUGGCGAAACAAGUUCUGACAAGAAGAAGAAGCAUGCUGAGAUAGCAAAAUCAUUCAACGAGGGACGACUGAGGCAGAAGAAACAAAUGAGCACCAAGAAGCAGAAUCGACGUUCUUUCGACUGA
This is a messenger RNA of Colletotrichum acutatum, 1071 nucleotides long. RefSeq names its product peptidyl-tRNA hydrolase domain-containing protein. Gene Ontology annotation, molecular function: translation release factor activity, codon nonspecific; peptidyl-tRNA hydrolase activity. NCBI's taxonomy places the organism in Eukaryota, Fungi, Ascomycota, Sordariomycetes, Glomerellales, Glomerellaceae. Gene Ontology annotation, cellular component: mitochondrial large ribosomal subunit. The coding region runs from base 496 to 1071 and encodes 191 amino acids. Gene Ontology annotation, biological process: mitochondrial translational termination. The transcript has 3 exons. The record is from RefSeq and is a predicted model, not a curated record.